CGUCACCAGCGAAGUAUGUGCUGACAUUAUCAGCGAUUUUUAGAGAAAGAAAGAGUACAAAUGAGUGCAAUAAAAGAAUUAGAAGAUUAAUGUCAAAUAACGAUAUUGAUUCUUUGCAAGCAGUUAAUAAUAACUUUUUGCCUUGGUAUCCUGUUUUAAUGUAUCGAGCCUGAUAACAAGAAUAUGUUGACUGAAAGACGCCGACGCGUCGCGCCGGCGACAAUAUCGCUCAUGUCGCCACUGGGGUAACGAGGAUUUAUAAAUUGAGCGUAUGUACAUACGAUGCUAUCAACGACGAAAUCGCACCACUUGUGCCAGAUCAUACUUGUCAAUGGUUUCUGCGGUUCUUUCAAUUGGUAACAUCAUUCACCAAUUAGUAGCAAGUGUAUUAAACAAGCUAGCAACGCGCAUAUAACUGUCAUCGAAUUGACCACGCGUGGAGGAAUUAGGCCUGUAAAACUCAAAAUUUAUUACUGAUUCUCUUCCAUCAGAAACUAACCUAUGUAUCUGUUUACAUACGUACAAUUAACAAAAUUUUGUUAAUUUGAGUAAAUAUACAGAAAAGCUGACACUUCAAGUCGAACACACUUGACGCUCCACAAGAAAAUGUUUCUCAGAACCAAGUUGUUACAAAGAUGUCUAGCGCAUAAUGUGCGAUUUUUGGGUUGCAGAUCGAUGCAUCUUCUGAGAGAUAAUGCAUAUGUUAACGGGAAGUGGGUUGGUGCUAAUAACAAACAGACAUUCCCAAUUUGCAACCCUGUUGACAAUAGUGUUAUCGCUUGUGUUCCUGAUAUGAACAUAGCUGAUACUCAAUUAGCCAUUGACGCUGCUACCAAAGCUUUCAAAUCAUUCAGCAAAACUACAGCCAAGGAGAGGAGUGACCUGCUCAGAAAAUGGUAUAAUUUAAUGGUUGAACAUUCUGAAGAUCUGGCCUGUAUCUUAACGAAAGAGAAUGGAAAGUCCUUAGCUGAAUCUAGAGCAGAGAUCAAGUAUGGGAAUUCCUUCGUGGAGUGGUUUGCAGAAGAAGCUAGGAGAAUAGAUGGAGAGAUCUUGCAAGCUCCUGUAGCCAACAGAGAAUUGUUCUUGCUGAAACAACCAGUGGGAGUAGCAGCUUUAAUUACACCAUGGAAUUUCCCACACGCUAUGAUCACUAGGAAAGCAGCAGCUGCCCUCGCUGCUGGAUGUACAUGCGUGGUGAAACCAUCCGAGGAUACACCACUGACAGCGCUGGCAUUGGCAGAACUCGCGGAACAAGCGGGCUUCCCCGCGGGAAUCUUCAAUGUACUCACCACAAGCAUAACGAAUUCCCCCGCCGUCGGCAAAGAACUAUGCGAGAAUCCCAAAGUAAGAGUGCUGUCGUUCACGGGCUCCACGGCUGUGGGGAAGAUCUUGUACGGGCAAUGCGCGUCGACCAUGAAACGGCUUGGCCUUGAACUGGGCGGUAACGCGCCUUACAUCGUAUUCAAAUCCGCAGAUGUGGAUCUGGCUGUAAAUAGCGCGAUGGCAAGUAAAUUCCGCAACACCGGUCAAACGUGCGUCUCGGCGAACAGGUUCUUCGUAGAGGCCGACAUCUUUGACGAGUUUGUUAAGAAAUUUGUGGAGAGAAUCAAAAAGGAUAUCAAAAUGGGAGACGGUAGCAAGGAGAACGUUACUCACGGACCGCUCAUUAAGCAGAGCCAAUUAGAUAUGGUGAGCGGUUUGGUGAACGAAGCGGUCCAGAAGGGUGCUAAGAUACGUUGUGGCGGCGCACCGCUACCGAAUCUGGGAGCUCUGUUUUAUGCACCUACUGUGUUAACGGACGUAACUAAAGACUCGCAGAUUUACAACAAAGAGAUCUUCGGGCCGGUGGCUGUAAUUAAUAAAUUUAGCAACGAAGAGGAUGUACUAAAACAAGCAAAUGACACACCGGUCGGUUUAGCCGGAUACUUCUUCUCGCAGGACAUAUCGCAGAUAUUUAGAGUAGCGCGCAAGUUGGAGGUCGGUAUGGUAGGUGUUAACGAAGGUGUAAUUUCGAGCACGGAAGCCGCUUUCGGCGGAGUAAAGGAGUCUGGUUUGGGAAGGGAAGGUUCUAAACACGGCGUUGACGAUUUUCUCGAUAUCAAGUAUGUAUGCAUCGGCAAUCUCAAGCGCUAACUAAUCGUGUGAUAUCAGAUAAAAUGUGCAUUCUAAGAAUAGGCAAAUAUUAUGCGAUGAUGCUACAACUCAAUGAAAGAUAGACAAUAAAUAGAUCGUAUCAUUAUAUAAUUUAAUUAUGAUAUUAGGCGCGUAUACACAUGUAGGAGAAAAUUGGAGUUGUUUUAAAUAUCGGAAGAGCAUACUUUUGGCUAUAAUUAUACAUAUGUAGUUGCUAUUACUUGCAUUCUUAUUGUCGUUUAAAAAAGAACAUGCUCUUUUGCUACAGCUAUUAAAUACAAUAUUAAUAUUAAAUGUGUGAUAUAUAUAAUAUGUGUGAGAGAUUAUAAUAAAUUAUAUAUUUUUUUCAUCUUUAUAGAGUGCAAUAUAUAUUAUAAUGGUAUACAAAAGUAUU
Messenger RNA from Odontomachus brunneus, 2527 nucleotides. RefSeq names its product succinate-semialdehyde dehydrogenase, mitochondrial (gene Ssadh). Gene Ontology annotation, biological process: GABA catabolic process. Gene Ontology annotation, molecular function: succinate-semialdehyde dehydrogenase (NAD+) activity. NCBI's taxonomy places the organism in Eukaryota, Metazoa, Arthropoda, Insecta, Hymenoptera, Formicidae. The transcript has 3 exons. Bases 607 to 2133 code for a protein of 508 amino acids. The record is from RefSeq and is a predicted model, not a curated record.